This is a messenger RNA of Venustampulla echinocandica, 876 nucleotides long. Its product is annotated as putative aquaporin. Gene Ontology annotation, cellular component: plasma membrane. The transcript is spliced from 8 exons. Gene Ontology annotation, molecular function: water channel activity. Lineage: Eukaryota; Fungi; Ascomycota; Leotiomycetes; Helotiales; Pleuroascaceae. Gene Ontology annotation, biological process: transmembrane transport. The record is from RefSeq and is a predicted model, not a curated record. The coding region runs from base 1 to 876 and encodes 291 amino acids.
AUGUUCUUAUUCUUUGCCUAUGGAGGCGUCAUGGUCGGCAAUACCGCCCUAGGUGGGAAGCCUUCGACCUCUAAUGAAUACCUCGUAUUUCUCCUGUUUGCGGCAACAAGUUUCGGCGUUAGCCUAGCAGUCAAUGCGUGGAUUUUCUAUAGGGUAACAGGUGGUCUAUUUAAUCCCGCCGUCACAAUGGCGUUUGUGCUCGCUGGGUUAAUGCACCCAAUACGAGGUGCUGUGCUUUUCGUUGCACAACUGCUAGGCGGUAUAGUUGCUGCCGCCAUUAUUGAUGCUCUUAUUCCCGGUCCUCUGAAUGUUGCCAAUUCCCUUGGGCCUCAUGUCAACGUCGCCCAAGGUCUGUUUAUGGAGAUGUUCCUUACUGCCGAGUUAAUUCUCGCGAUUUUCAUGCUUGCAGUUGAAAAGCACCGAGCUACUUUCCUUGCCCCAUUAGGGAUUGGUUCCGCACUGUUCAUUGGCCACAUUGUUGGUAUUUACUAUACUGGUGCCGGAUUGAACCCCGCACGCUCUUUAGGCCCCUGUGUGGUCGAAAGAUCAUUUCCUGGCUACCACUGGAUCUACUGGAUUGGGCCCGGACUUGGCGCCAUGCUCGCGACGGCGUUUUAUAAGCUUCUUCUUGCCAUGAAGUAUCAGGAGGCAAAUCCCGACCAGGAUAUUGAUUGCCCGAUACAUUUGCAGCACUCCCUGAGGUCAAAUAGCAUCGGUCAGGUAGAGAAAGGUCUUGGAUCGGGGAACACUGCUCCUAGAGUAGCUCCUACAGCAGUUCCUAGAUCGGAUCCUAGAGUAGAUCCCAGAGCAGAUCCCAGAGCAGAUCCUAGAGAAGCGACAAGGAUUAAUAGUGACAAUACAAUGGUAAAUGGAUAA